Messenger RNA from Hippocampus comes (tiger tail seahorse), 1688 nucleotides. RefSeq names its product histamine H3 receptor. Gene Ontology annotation, molecular function: G protein-coupled acetylcholine receptor activity; histamine receptor activity; G protein-coupled serotonin receptor activity. Bases 150 to 1316 code for a protein of 388 amino acids. Gene Ontology annotation, biological process: chemical synaptic transmission; adenylate cyclase-inhibiting G protein-coupled acetylcholine receptor signaling pathway; G protein-coupled receptor signaling pathway, coupled to cyclic nucleotide second messenger. The transcript is spliced from 3 exons. NCBI's taxonomy places the organism in Eukaryota, Metazoa, Chordata, Actinopteri, Syngnathiformes, Syngnathidae. The record is from RefSeq and is a predicted model, not a curated record. Gene Ontology annotation, cellular component: synapse; plasma membrane; dendrite.
CGUCGCCCACUCUUCGCUCUACUCGACGCGCUGGUCUUGACACAUUCCACACAACUUGGACGCAUUUGAGGAUGUGCGGCUGGAGGACAGCAGUGCACCUGUUGCCGCCUCACCGUCACCUCUAAGGAAGAUUGGAAGGAAGGAAGCGAAUGGAGGAGCGCAGCCAGUCCAACGCAAGCGGGCGUCACUUGGACGAUGGCCGGGCGAGAGUGCAAAGUACCUUGGCGUUUUCGGGACCGGUUUUUGCCAUUCUAACGGUGAUGAUGGUGACUGUGGUGGUCGUGACCGUUUUGGGCAACGCGCUGGUCAUGUUCGCUUUCAAAGUGGACAAGAGUCUGAGGAGGCAAUGUAAUUACUACUUUCUGAAUCUGGCGAUAUCGGACUUCCUUGUCGGAGCGUUCUGCAUCCCCGUGUACAUCCCUUACAUCCUCACUGGUCGGUGGACGCUGGGCAGGGGAAUGUGCAAGCUGUGGCUGGUCAUGGACUACCUGCUGUGUUCCGCAUCCGUCUUCAGCAUCGUCCUCAUCAGCUACGACCGCUUUCUGUCUGUCACCAGAGCGGUGAGUUACCGGGCCAGACAAAGCACGUCUCAUCCCGCCAUCAUCAAGAUGACGGUCGUGUGGGUGCUGGCCUUUCUCCUGUACAGCCCGGCCAUCAUAUUCUGGGAGCUGGCGGUGGGCCAAAGUCGGGUGCCGAAUGAAGAGUGCUUUGCCGAAUUCUAUCACUCCUGGUACUUCCUGCUAUGCGCCUCCAUGCUGGAGUUCUUCUCCCCUUUCAUCUCGGUGGCUUUCUUCAACCUCAGCAUUUAUCUGAACAUACGCCGGCGGAGGCUCCGCUGCAGGGAGGCUCAGCUCAACCUUCAGCUCAAUGAACCCGUGUCGGCGCAGGGGGAAGCUAACCCCUUUUCCCACACGUGGGGCACGGGAGGCAAGCUGGCCGUGCGAGGCUCCAUCCACUCCCCGUCCUCGUCUCCCAAUUUGGGCAAACUGGAUCCGUCGAGCAGCAGGGCGGCCCAACCUAACCGUCUGUCCAGAGAUAAGAAAAUUGCUAAGUCGCUGGCCAUCAUUGUGUGUGUGUUUGCCAUCUGCUGGGCACCGUACACCCUACUGAUGAUCAUCCGUGCCGCCUGCAGAGGGCGAUGCAUCCCGCAUCACUGGUAUGAGGUCACCUUCUGGCUCCUGUGGCUCAACUCUGCCAUUAACCCUUUCCUCUACCCGCUGUGUCACAGCAGCUUCCGCAGGGCCUUUGCUAAGAUUCUGUGCCCAAAGCGGCGAAGCUCCACUCGCCCUUUAGUCGUCCUUCGAGCGGGCCAGUGACCAGCGGACGCUCCCCAGCCGACAGCCCAAACUGUGAAGUAUUCCAAACGUAAACGUAUCCAAUCGGCGGCGUGGUCUUGCGAGUGUGUCAAUAUGAGAAUAACGUGCUAUCUUGCACAUGAUUUAUGUUUUUAUAUUCACUCAAUGUCUGAAAUGUUUACAGUCGAUAAGACAGGUGCCACGAAACGCAAACACGAUUAAAAAAAAAAAAACUAUUGAAUUUUACUUCUUCCUCAAUGAAUUGCUUAUUGUGUCUUGCAAACAUCCGCCUGAAUUUUACAUGAUGAAUGUAUUCGCAUCAAGGAUAAAUGUUGCUAUUGCCGCGAUGUUGCCAUUAAAUCAAGUUUGAUGUGAAAUCUAUCUAUGUGAUCA